Messenger RNA from Heterobasidion irregulare TC 32-1, 972 nucleotides. RefSeq lists its product as uncharacterized. Gene Ontology annotation, molecular function: oxidoreductase activity. The record is from RefSeq and is a predicted model, not a curated record. The transcript is spliced from 4 exons. Lineage: Eukaryota; Fungi; Basidiomycota; Agaricomycetes; Russulales; Bondarzewiaceae. Bases 50 to 826 code for a protein of 258 amino acids.
CGCAUCGACACCAACGAGUGAGAAAUUCGUUGCAAACAACUCCAUCAUCAUGAAAAUCGAGAACCGGACGUUCAUAGUCUCAGGUGGCUCUUCAGGGCUUGGACUCGCCACGGUGCAGACGCUGCUCGACGCGGGCGCGCGUGUGGCCAUACUAGAUCUGAGGCCCGCGGAGGGCCUGUCGGGCGACGCGCGCGUCAAGUUCUUCGAGACCGACAUCACGAGCGCGGAGGACAUCGCGCGGGCGGUCGAGGGAACGGUCGCGUGGGCACAGACGAUGGGUGCGCGCCUCGGCGGGGUCGUCAACUGUGCGGGCGUGGGCACUGCUGCGAAGGUCCUGGACAUCCACGGCGAGCCUCACUCGCUUGAUCUGUGGAACUUCGCGAUCGGCGUGAACCUGACGGGGACAUUCAACUUGACACGCCUAACGUGCAAGCACCUCGCUCAGACGGAGCCCGAGGGCCCCGACGGCGAGCGGGGCGUGAUCAUCAUGGUCGCCAGCUCUGCCGCCUUCGAAGGCCAGCCCGGCCAAGCGGCGUACUCCGCAUCAAAGGGCGCGCUCGUGAGCAUGACGCUCCCGCUCGCGCGCGACCUCGCGCGGCACGGGAUCCGCGUCGUGACGCUCGCGCCGGGCGCGUUCGCGUCCGCGAUGACGGACAAGAUGCCGCUGAAGACGCGCGCGAGCCUCGAGCGCGAGCUCACGUUCCCCCGGCGGUUCGGGAGCGCGGAGGAGUUCGCGGGGACGGUGAAGUGGGUCGUGGAGUGCCCGUACGUGAACGGGGAGACGAUACGCCUGAGCGGGGCGAGCAGGCUGCCGGGGAGGUUUUGAGCGCAGGAGUCCUUGUUUUUCUCCUCAUUGCUCUGUCGAGUCGGUUGUGCGCCGUCGGAGAGCACAUGUUUGUACGACGACGCAGCGCUGCAGAUGCCAAAAGACAGUGAACAUUGCGACCUAACCCCAAACCAGGGGCAAAAGUU